UUUUUGCAUUAUGUAGUUGCGGCCACACUGUCCUGCAGACACGUAUUUUCAAUGUUUUUUAAUUAAAAAUUAAAUUGUUGUUAAACCAGGCAGCGCAGGCCAAUUAAACGUAUCACAGACAGUGCCUCGUCAUGUUUGCUAACCUGAAGAACAAGCUGAUCGAGGAGGUGAAGGCGUCGCCGUCCAAGUUCCAGCAAUUUGCGAAUGCUGCACAGGCCGCCGUGAGCUCAUCGUCGAGCACAACACCGACUUCGGAGACGAACACAAGCAGCAACAAUGAGAAUUUUUUCAGCAUCACAGAGGAAGACACGCCUCAGAACUCGCCUUAUCGCAUUCAGAAACUGCCGGCCACCAGUGCAUCUUCUCUGCGGGGACGUUCCUCCACGCAGUCCCUGAACGGAGUGGGUUUGGGCGGUGGAGCCACUCCAAGGACACGAAAGCUGUCCAACUCGUCUAUGGCGAGCGAUGUGUCUUUCCGCCUGCCCUCCUACGAUGCUCCAGCGGUGUAUCACCUUCAAUCCGAUCUGGAUGAGACCAGCAGCGAGUUCGACGACUCGGCUUCGACGGCCCGGCUGGACGUGAUCACCAAGGACCAGCUUUACGAUGCCUACAAGAAGUCUCUGGAUCGCUACCACAAGUACCGCUGUCGCUACACGGAUCUGGCGAAAAAGUACAAGGAUUUAGAGCGUGACAGUUCUAAGGCCAGGUCAGUGCUGGUAGAAACGCAGGACAAGGCGCUGCGACGAAUCAGCGAACUGCGAGAACAGUGCACGCUGGAGCAGCAGGCGAAGGCCCACUUGGAGGAGGCCCUACGCAUCGAAAUGGACGACAUGAGCUGCAAGAUGCAGGCGUAUCAGACGAAGCUCAAGCUGCUGGGCGAGAAUCCGGAUAACAUUGCGGCGGCCCUAGAGCGCAGCGUUCAGUCGCAGGACUCGGACAAGCUAAUUGACCUGGAGGAGUCGUCGGGCAAGUCACCAUCUGCUGCUACGAAUGGGGCUCCCACUGAGGAUCUGUCCAGUUUGCAGCAAUUAGUCAAAGACCGCGAGACUCAACUCCAGGAGGUGACUGAGAAAUACGAAGCCUUGCGCAAACAAGAGGAGGAGAAUGUCCUGCUCCUAGCCCAGACCAAGCAGGCCAUUCACACAGAAUUGGAGCACAAGGACUCCGAGGUUCGUCAACUGCAGGAGAAACUAAAACAACUGGAAUCGCAACGGGAGUCGCACACCAACGACGCCAAAGAGCAGUUCAAGAAGUUGCAGGCGACCAAACAGGAGGUGGAUGCCAAACUCAUCUCCACCGAGCAUCUGCUAAGCACUCUGAAGGGCAACUAUGCGUCCAAGGAGCAACAGGUGGCCACUCUCGAAAAGCAACUCGAAACACUUAAAACGGAAAACGAUCAGAAGCUGAAAGCUCUUCAAAAGCAGAACCAGGAAAGCGACUCCAGUAAGCAACUGAAGCAACUUCAAUUGGAAAAGGAAGAAGCUGAAGCGAGUCUGUUGACCAAGGGCAAGCUCCUCGAAUCUCUGGUAAGCGUACAGGCAGCUAAGGAGGCACAAAUUAAGGAACUGACAGAAGAACUUGCUAAUUUGAGAGUAGAAAACGAACAGAACUUGGCUAAACUUCGCCAAACUAGCGAAGAUAGCAUGUCCCUAAUCAACCAGGCCCAGGAAAACAAAAUGAAUAUACAAGCCGCCAAGGAGGAAGUUGAAUCUAAGCUAUUGGUCACAGAGGAGCUGCUUAGCUCUCUCCGAAGCGAGCACAAGUCCAAAGAAGAAGAGCUGACCAAACUACAAGAGAACCUCAAAGCUCUGACCGUGGAAAACGAAAAGAACUUGGAGAAAUUGCGGCAAAACAACCAAGAUCGCGAGUCACAAACAACCGAAGCUCAGGAGCAGCAAAGGAAACUACAGGCAGCCAACGAAGAAGCUGAGGAAAAACUCCGGUCCAUGGAACUUAGUGUGAAUGCUCUUCAGGCCGCUCUCUCUAACAAGGAGGAACUGGCUGCCUCCUUGGAGCAGCAGCUGAAUUCCCUCAAGACCGACAGCGAACAGAGCCUACAGGAUUUGCGACUGCACAACGAUCAGUUGCUGGAGAUUGUCCAGCGACAUCAGCAAAACGACUGGGAAAACCAGCUUGCGGUGGCCAGAGAAGAGCUAGCCGCCCUGCAGGCGCAGCGGGAACAGCGCACCCUCGAACUGGAGAAGAGCCUAGAGAUGGAACGUGAAACUUCAGCCGCUUUGAGUUCAGAGAAGGCCGCCCUGGAGGAACAACACCGGCUUAAACUGGAGCAGCUGCAGCGCGAAAUCCAAAUCCUUCGGGAUCAGCAUGCCAAUUCAGAGAGCGACACUGUGACUGCACUGAAGGCCCAGCUAGAGACUCUUAGUCAGGAUCUGGCCACCAGUCAGGCGAGUCUCCUGGCUAAGGAAAAAGAACUAAAGGCCAGUGGCAAUAAAUUGAACAAGAUGAAGAAGCAGCACGACCAGCACCAGACCAAGUCGAACGAGCACGCCGCCCGCUUGGAGCAGCUCCAAAGGGACUUGACAGAACGACAAAAUCACUCUCGCCAGGUGGAAAACGAGAAGGAAGAGCUGCAGGCACGCGUUACGGGAAUACUGGAGGAGAUCACGACCAUGCAGACCCAAAUGCAGCAGGUGCAGGCCUCCCACAGCGAACUUGAGCGGGAGAAACGCAAGCUGGAGUCCCGGAUCGAGUCGCUGCAGCAGGAGCAGGUGGACAGCAGUGCCCAGGAUGAACGUACUUCAGCGAAGCUCGAGGAGAUCCAAAGCGAAAACACCAAGCUGGCCGAAAGGAAUUGCCUCCUGGAGGAGCAGGCGAAUCACUUGGAGUCCCAGCUGCAGGCGAAGCAGGAAGAGAUGGGCAAGAUUCAAAUGAAGUUGCAACAGGUCCUCGAUGAACACUCGAAACUGCAGAACGCCCAAGAGUUGAUGGAUCACGACCACCGAACUCUGCAGGACAAGUGCGAUGCGUACGAGAAGGAGAAGCUUCUGACUAAGGACACACUCGACUGCCUGCAGGUGGCCAGCGAGGAGCUGCAGCAGACCAAGGCGAGCCUUCAGAGGGACCUCGAGGAGCAGCAACAGCAAUUGAUGGAACUGAAGGAGCGUCAGCGGGAACAGGAGCAGCAGCUGCGGGACCAGGCCGAACGCUGCUCUGAGCUUGAAACCAAGAAUUCUGCAAGCGAGUCUGAACUGCAGGCCACGAUCAGCCGUCUUCGCGAGCAAUUGGCAGACUCGCAGCGCCAGGCGGAGCAGUGCGUCCAAGAGAAGAUCCAGGAUGCCACUGCAUCGCAUGCCACGCAGAUCGAAACCUUGGAGGCACGCUGGAGUGCUGCCAAUGCGGAUGUGGAGCGUCUGCACGAAGCUAACGACGCUCUGCAACUGGAAAUGGAGCAGCUGAGGAGCAGGCACAGUCAGGACAGGGAGGAGGUUAAGGAGUCGAUAGCGCAGAAAAACAGGCAGGUGGUCGAGCUCCAGGAAAAGCUUGCCCUCAGGGAUCGUGAGCUGGAGGAAAAGGUAGAUAAUACCCAAAAGCUGGUAAAAUUCGAGGAGCUUCAGGUGGAGAACGAGUAUCUGAACAAGCAUACCAAACAGUUGGAACGAGAGCUAGCCGAGAGUGCAGAGGUCAAGGAGAAGCUCAAGUCCUUGCAGUGUGAGCUCUAUGUCCUGCAGGAAAAGGCUGAGCAGCAUGCCGUCCAAGUGGCCGAAAAGGAAACCCAGAGUGCAGCCGCCAAGGCCGAGGCUAUCGAGCUCAGACAAGCCAUUGAGGAACAGGCCGUGGAGCUGACCCGUCAGAAGGAGCACGCCAGUUUUGUCACCGAGCAGAGCGAUGCGGUCCAAAAGGAUCUCCUGCAGGCGCAGCACCAGCUCCAGGAGAAACAGACCGAAUUGGCAAAGAGCCACGAAGAACAGGCCAGUCUCAGGGCCACCAUUGACGGCCUCAGCCUGGAGGUGACCACACUAAAGGAGCAGGCAGCUGCCAUCUCAGACUCAGAUGGCCUGCGGAGUCUUAACGAGCGACUGCAGCGGGAAUUGGAGGACCUUAAGCACAAGAGUGACGGCGCCGAGUCAAAUAUGCAGCAGGAGAUCGAAGAGCUGCAAGCAAACAACCAGCAAAUGGCCGAACGCAUCAAUGAGCUGGAAACUCUGCGGGCUGGUAUUCAGGCUCAGCAACUCCUCGCCAGCAUGGCACCGAAAAGCCUGCAGCAUGAGGACCCUGUCGCAGCCGAGAAAGCUGAACUGGAGGCCAAGCUUAAGGAGAUUAUGAACGAGGUGCAGGAUGUCACGAAUCGUAACCUGUUCCUGGAGCAAAAGUGUGAAAACUUUCUGAUACUCGAGCAGUCCAACGAGCGGCUCAAGCUGCAGAACGCGAAACUGUCGCGCCAACUGGAUGAAACACUGGUAUCCAUGCAGCAUAGCGAGAGCGUUCCGGCCAACACGGAGUUCGAGUACUUGCGCAAUAUCAUGUUCCAGUAUCUCACGGGCAACACGAAUAACGAAACCCUGGUCAAGGUGAUAUCGGCGGUGCUGAAGUUCUCUCCACAGCAGGCCCAAGUUGCCUUGGAAAAGGAGCAUCAGCGCAGAUCGCUGCUGAACAAAAUAAUCUAGCACGAACUGAUGGCUCUCUACGACAGCGAAUGGAAUUGGGAGCCCUGCCC
Molecule: messenger RNA, 4675 nt
Organism: Drosophila serrata
Lineage: Eukaryota; Metazoa; Arthropoda; Insecta; Diptera; Drosophilidae
Gene: Golgin245
Product: golgin subfamily A member Golgin-245
Biological process (GO): Golgi vesicle transport
Cellular component (GO): Golgi apparatus
Molecular function (GO): small GTPase binding
Source: RefSeq, a predicted model, not a curated record